Messenger RNA from Spodoptera litura, 1127 nucleotides. RefSeq names its product lipase member H-like. Gene Ontology annotation, biological process: lipid catabolic process. The record is from RefSeq and is a predicted model, not a curated record. Gene Ontology annotation, molecular function: serine hydrolase activity; lipase activity. NCBI's taxonomy places the organism in Eukaryota, Metazoa, Arthropoda, Insecta, Lepidoptera, Noctuidae.
AUAAAUUCAGUAGGAGCCACCUCAUACGGUGCUCCUACAUCAUUGGCAUCCGUUACUAAUUUUGCAGUUCAAUUUUCAUUCAAAAAGGUUAAAACAUCAAAAAGCAAUAUGCGAAUGUUUAGUUUUUGUCUAUUUUUAUUCAUUCAAUUAAGUGGAAUCAUCCACAUCUGCGGCGGAGGUCUCGCGGGUACGGCACUGAAACAUUUUGUGAAAUGCCCAGCUAGACAAAUGCACAUGGACGUUAGUAAAAUGGACGUGCAUUUUCACGACUUCCACAGAGGCAAGAGCAAAGUUUUUCCUAUAGACAAAGCUGCAAAAGGCAUACUCUCUUUUGACAGACUUGAUAAAAACAAGAAGUUCUACAUGUUUGUCCAUGGAUUCGCAACAUACAUCAACCACACAACCGCAGACUUAGUAAGGAGAACUUUUAAAGCCGUUCCCAACAGCUACCUAAUUCUCAUCGACCAUUCACAUUAUACCAACCAUUAUGACGGACUGAAAAAGAGCUACAGAAGGUCCGUCAAACAUGUCUACUCUAUUGGAGUACAAUUGGCACAUAUGUUGGCUCAACUCAAUAACGGAGGAAUUAAUCCUAAACGUAUCCACGCUAUCGGCCACAGCUUGGGUGGCCAAAUACUGGGCCAUGUUGGACAUAAUUUCAUUAAAUUGACUAAUGGUAAGAAAAUUGCUAGAAUUACAGCAUUAGACCCAGCUGGUCCUUGUUUCUCAGACAGUCCGAAGGAGGAGCAGAUCAGAGCUGGUGUGGCAGAUUAUGUUGAAGUUUAUCAUUGUGACGAUGGUGCUUUGGGUACGAAGAGUGUUCUGGGUGAUACAGACUUCUUCGUGAACAAAGGAAGUGCCCAACCACAAUGUAAAUCUACAAUGGUAUCAAAUAAGUGCAGCCACAACAUUUGUGUGUCAAUGUGGAUGGCGUCAGUUGCCCAUCGGAAUUGGUUCCCGGCUAGAAAUUGUGAUAAAUAUAAAUUGUUCAAAAAUUGGAGUUGCGUCUCUAACAAAAAGACCAAUGCUGGCUUCUGGAAUCCUGGUACUGCGAAAGGAGUUUAUUUCUUCUCGACUAAAGGACACAACUUUUAGAUUAAAAAAUAUUAAUGGUAUAUAUUAAAUAU